AUGCAAGACAAGGCAUCGUUCAAGACUCUAAGAGCUAAUAUCCCAGAUAGAUCUGGAAAAUACAUGCAUGACCAAUUUCCGCCAUCAGUAGCUGACCAAAGACGCAAACUUGUCCCUAUAAUGCUGGCAGCCAGAAAAGACGGAAAGGAUGCUUAUAUGAAAUAUAACAAACUCUUUGUGGACGGCCAGAUCUACACAGACGGAAAGUUUAUUGAAAUCAUAAAUGUUGUCGCAAUGCCAUUAUUCACGAAGAUACGACAUAAAACUGGUAAACCUAAUCAUGCUUCGUUUGAAGCUAUCAAACGUGCAGCCUGGUUUGAUAAAGAGUGCUAUGAAAAGAAAAGGGUCUAUAUGGAAGCCGUUAAACGGUUUAAUGCCUUAAAAAGUGAUGAAAACCGUCAACUUUUAUUUGAAGCCAAACGUGCAUAUAAACUAUUGACUAUGAAUAAAAAGAGGUCGCACACGAUAACUAAAAUGAAAGACAUUGAAGGGCUAAAGAAGAAAAAACCGAAGGACUUCUGGAAAUAUUUUUCAAAGCGUAAGGCAAAGCGCGGGAAUAAUAUACAAGUUAAAGAUUUUCAAGAGUAUUUCCAAACGCUGUCGGAUGGUUUAAAUGGAUUCUCCAAUCCUGAGGCUGAACAGUUCUCCAAACGGCCAUCAGACCCUAGCGAUCCUAUAUAUGAGGAGCUUGACAAUGACAUUACUCCAGCGGAAGUGACAAAAGCGAUACAAUCAUUAAAACGAGCGAAAGCGGGAUCUCAAGACGGACUUAUUAAUGAAUAUUUUAUUGAAGCCGGAGAUAUAGUACUUGGCCAUUUGACCGAUUUAUUUAACCUUAUAUUAAAUAGUGGAUUUUUUCCAGACAGUUGGAUGGAAUCUAUCAUAGUACCCGUGUACAAGAAAGGCGACGAGGACCAAGUCACAAACUUUAGAGGGAUAACCCUUAUGAGUUCAAUGGCAAAACUCUUUACUAGCAUUAUUAACACUCGACUUAUGACCUGGGGCGAUACACAUGAAAAACUACCUGAUAGCCAAUUCGGUUUUAGAAAGGGUUACUCAACAGUGGAAGCAAUUUUCAGUUUAAAUUUCUUGAUUGAGCAUAUGCUAAACAACGGCAAACGCUUGUAUGUAGCCAUGGUCGACAUGAAACGAGUUUUUGACUCUAUUAACCACUCUGCGUUAUGGAAUGGUGUUCAGCUCGAGUGGAUCGUUCGCGUUAAAUCAGAAUAUGCUAACGGGAAAAGGCCUUAA
Mya arenaria is the source of this 1251-nucleotide messenger RNA. RefSeq lists its product as uncharacterized. The record is from RefSeq and is a predicted model, not a curated record. Bases 1 to 1251 code for a protein of 416 amino acids. The transcript has 3 exons. NCBI's taxonomy places the organism in Eukaryota, Metazoa, Mollusca, Bivalvia, Myida, Myidae.